UUCUUAAUUUCCGAUUUCAAUUCUGCUUUAAUCUUUGGCAAUUCUGGGUCUUCCAAGUAUGCCAUUCGAAUUUUUUCUUUGAUCCUUUCCUUUACGUCAAGUAGCAAUUCCGGGUUUAUAUCUAACUUAUUUAUGUCACUACUACUACUAAAUAAAGUCGGCUCAAUAUUCACAAUUUCUUUCAUAACCAAUUGUUUCUCAUUCGAUAACUUAAUUAAACCUAAUCCUAACGCUCGCAAACUGUUCCUUCCUAACAACGCGCUAUGCUUCAUGAUUUCGUCCGCGACAACUCUCAGAAUUACAUUCUCAGUCAUAAACAAGUCGUACUCUUACAAUUCCCGUAACUCCCAUGGUGUAAGUAUACAAGUGAAACAUUGCGCAUAAUGGCGGCAAGAAUACACUAAGAGUCAAUGAAAAAUUUGCCCCAAAAGUGGCACGGAAUUCAAACAUAAUAUUGAUGAGAAUGUAUAAUAUUAGGUUGGUAGGAAAAUAAUGUCGGUUUUAUAUAUUAUUUGACUUUGCUACUUGUUUUUGAAAUAAAUAUUUCUUUUAAUAUAUUCAUUUCAUGUACCAUUUUAAAGCGCAGAUUUCGCUCUAUAUUACUCUGCUAUUGGUUUUAUUUUUAUUAUUAUUUUGUAUCCAUUAUUAUUUAUAGAAUUUAUGAUGGAAAAGAAACAAUUGCGAGCGAUAUUCUUGUACGAGUUCAAACUAGGCCAUAAAGCAGCAGAGGCGACUCGUAACAUCAACAGCGCAUUCGGCCAGGGAACCGCAAACGAACGUACGAUGCAACGUUGGUUUCAAAAAUUUCGGAAUAGAGAUGAGAGCCUUGAAGAUGAAGAAGGUCGUGGACGUCCAUCGACAAUUGACAACGACGAAUUAAAGGUGUUGGUCGAGGCAGAUCCGCGCAUAACGAUUCGAGAGCUUGCUGUAAAAUUAGAUGUAAGUCAUCCAACAGUUCUGGACCACCUCAGACAACUUGGAAAAUAAAAAAAGCUCGACAAAUGGGUGCCGCAUGAAUUGAAUGAAAAUUUAAAAAAUCGUCGUUAUGAAGUGUGCUCUGCACUUCUUUUACGCAACAACAACGAUCCAUUCCUCGAUCACAUUGUGACAUGCGAUGAAAAAUGGAUUCUAUACGACAAUCGGCGGCGCUUAGCACAGUGGUUGAACCAUGGCGAAGCUCCACAACACUUCCCAAAGCCGAAGCUGCACCAAAGGAAGACCAUGGUGACGGUUUGGUGGUCGUCAGCCGGUCUGAUACACUACAACUUCCUGAAUCCAGGCGAAACCAUCACGGCAGAGAAGUAUUGUCAAGAAAUCGACGAAAUGCACCGCAAACUGCAACGCCUGCGCCCGGCAUUGGUCAAUAGAAAAGGUCCUAUUCUUCUUCACGAUAAUGCCCGGCCACACGUCGCACAAACGACGCUGCAGAAACUGAAUAAAUUAGGCUAUGAAACUCUGGCUCACCCACCAUACUCGCCAGACCUCUCGCCAACCGACUACCACUUUUUUAAGCACCUCGACCACUUCCUGCAAGAGAAAGUCUUCAACAACCACGGUGCUGUUGAAAGUGCCUUCCGAGAGUUUAUCGAUUCCAAGACGUUGGAAUUCUACGUUACCGGAAUAAAUAAACUUGUUUCUCGUUGGAAAAAAGGGGUUGAUUGUAAUGGUUAUAAUUUCGAUUAA
Ooceraea biroi (clonal raider ant) is the source of this 1683-nucleotide messenger RNA. RefSeq names its product histone-lysine N-methyltransferase SETMAR-like. The record is from RefSeq and is a predicted model, not a curated record. Gene Ontology annotation, biological process: DNA double-strand break processing; mitotic DNA integrity checkpoint signaling; DNA integration. NCBI's taxonomy places the organism in Eukaryota, Metazoa, Arthropoda, Insecta, Hymenoptera, Formicidae. Gene Ontology annotation, cellular component: site of double-strand break; condensed chromosome; nucleus. Gene Ontology annotation, molecular function: double-stranded DNA binding; DNA topoisomerase binding; single-stranded DNA endonuclease activity.